GAGAGGAUUUUGAUUUGAAAAAUGUCGGUUAGCGACAGAACCUUUAAGGUGGAUUUCUCGCAAAUCCCAAGAAAGCCCACACGCACGGAAAUUUUUAGCUUCCUUACGGACAAGCUAAGCCUAAAACCGGAAAAGCUGGAAAUGGUACAAUUCCUGAACCUUUCCACAUCUGUGGUGGUGGAGAUGAAAGAGGAGGGCGAUGCUCUCUUAAUAGUGGAGGUGCAUGAUAGAAAGCACACCAUCACGUGUAACGGUCGGGAUCACGCGAUCCCAAUCACAAUGGAGGACGACACCAAAGUCGUAACCAUACAGGAGGUAUCCGCCAAGGUGACUAACGCGGAUAUUAUAUCAGCUUUGGAGGCCUUCGGAGAGGUGAAGGGGGCAAAGGACCUCCUCUGGGAGGAGCCUACGCCUUUCCCAGGCGUAAGAAACGGCAACAGAGCGGUGAAAAUGUUAAUUAACAGGCCCAUUCCAUCAUACAUCACCAUAAAGGGUGAGCGGGGUAGGAUCACAUACCGCGGGCAGGAACAAACCUGCAUGUACUGCGAUCAAAUGGUCCAUUACGGUGUUUCCUGCACACAAAACAGGAAAAAUAACAGCCAAAAGGCAUCAGGUGUCAACCAGCGCCUAUACUCGGCAAUAGUACAGGGCAACCACACUACGGCCAAAGAGGGCUCAACAGAAAAAGUGGUAACCACAAAAAGUGUCCCCACCCAAGUGGGUACAAUUACUAGAAAAAAAUCCAUUGACGAACCAGGCUGCAGCAAAGCACUGGAACGCAUAGACUACGGUAAAAGUGUCUCGAACACUAUGACACUUAACAAAAGAGCAAUGUCCGACAGCUCCUAUCCAGACACAGACGAGGAAAAAGCAGGGGUCUCCCAGCAUGAUUUUAAAAAGCCACACAAAAAAAGCACCAAAACGAACGAACGUAGCAUACUAUAAACUGCCAAACAGCCCCUAGGACCCCGAUUCAAGACUUCAAAGACACCAUUACGCAAAUAAUACACAAUACAAACAACAGGAAAUGCCUAAUAGCCGCAGACCUCAACUCGCAUCACACCUCAUGGGGAAACCCUUGGAGCGACAAUUAAGGUACGUUUAUAAUUAACGAAAUAGACAAUACUCAACUAACAAUUUUGCACAACAAAGAACCUACAUACAUCCCCACAGACUUAAACAAAAGAAAUACAGCAAUAGACUUAACAUUCGUAACAGAAAACAUAACCGAUAAAUGCACAAGGGUAGUACUAGAUCACCACAUGGGAGCCACCAAUCACAAAACAAUUAUCACAACUAUAGAAACAAUCAAUCACAAACAAGCCCGACUAAUAACAAACAGGAAAAAACUUUACCAUGAAUUAAAACAAAUGGAAAUAGAGGAACACACCUCAGUGAAACAAAUUUUCCAGAAAAUAGACACACUAGUAAAAGGAAACACCUCUAAAUCAAAAAAACCACUAAAAAUCUGGUGGAAUAGAGAAACGGAAAAAGCUUGGAAGGUAAAAAACAAAAGUAGACAAAUUUUCAAUAGAAACAAAACAAUAGAGAACGAAAUUGAAUUCAAGAAAAAUCUAGCUAAAUUCAGACUAAUUAAAAGAAAACACAAAAUCCAAAAAUAUGAAGAGAAACUUAGCGAGAUAAACAAUUACACUAACACCACAGAAUUAUGGAGAUUUAUAGGAAAAAUCGAAGGCAAAAAAACAAACACAAAAGAUGAAAAUCUCAUCCACAACAACAAAGAGGCAGCAAAAACAUUUUUAGAAGAAAAUUUUCAAAAAAAUAAGAAAGGGAACAAAAAACCUUAUCAAUAUGCUAGGCCAUUAAACAAUAUCAUGGACGAAGAAAGAUGGCAUAACAUUCUAAAAAAAAAGAAAAAUACAGCCCCAGGGCCUGACAAAAUCUCCUACGAAAUUCUGAAAAAUAUAAAUAGACCAUCGGUCAGUAAAAUAGUAAAGGAGAUAAAUAA
This is a messenger RNA of Anopheles stephensi (Asian malaria mosquito), 1969 nucleotides long. RefSeq lists its product as uncharacterized. The transcript has 2 exons. The coding region runs from base 22 to 945 and encodes 307 amino acids. NCBI's taxonomy places the organism in Eukaryota, Metazoa, Arthropoda, Insecta, Diptera, Culicidae. The record is from RefSeq and is a predicted model, not a curated record.